Mesorhabditis belari is the source of this 2247-nucleotide messenger RNA. The record is from the annotation of a GenBank genome assembly. NCBI's taxonomy places the organism in Eukaryota, Metazoa, Nematoda, Chromadorea, Rhabditida, Rhabditidae.
AUGAUUGUCAGAAGGAUACUAUCAAUAUCGUCGUCAAGGGAAAGCCUGCGAUUUUCUUCUCGAUCAGCCACGACAAGGCACAAGAAACGACCAAACGAUCCGCCCAAUGCAGUAAACGUCAAGUUUGCAAUGCCUUCAACAUCGGCAGCAUCGUUUCCCGAACAAAACUUUGACAAUUUCUUGCUUUUGGACUUUGAAGCAACGUGUGAAGAUGGAGCCAAGAUUAAACCUUGUCAAGAGAUUAUUGAAUUUCCAGUGAUUCAACUAGAUGGAAAAACUUUGGAGGAGGUUUCACGAUUUCAUAAAUAUGUCCGUCCCACAGAGCGGCCUGAUUUAACCACUUUUUGCUCACAAUUGACAGGAAUCAUUCAGGAAAUGGUUGAGAAUCAACCAACGCUUCCCGAAGUGCUGGACGACUUUGAUACAUGGCUACGUGAUAGAGAUAUCAUAAAUUCAAGAUUUAUAUUUGUCACUUGUGGUGAUUGGGAUUUACAAUUACAACUACCGGCGGAAGCGAAACAUAAAAACUUCGGAGUUCCAGAGUAUUUCUCGGAAUGGAUCAACGUUAAAAAGUCAUUUUGCUCACAUCGAGGCUAUUUCGCUCCGGGAAUGAAACAUUUGCUUAAAGAACUACAACUUUCACAUGCAGGUCGUCUUCAUAGUGGGAUCGAUGAUGUGACAAACAUUGCUGCAAUCACAAAAGCCCUUGCCAAAGAAGGGUGCGUUUUUGAGCCAAAUGGAGGCGCGAGGAGAGCACGUAACACGGACAAUAUGAGCUCCAGGUUUCUCUUCCAGCUUGUUUCUCGGAAUUGUUCUACGGAUGUGAGGGUUCGUUUUGCCCCUUCUCCCACGGGUCAACUUCAUCUUGGAGGAUUGCGGACGGCUCUAUAUAACUAUCUUUUCGCUCGCUCGAGGAAUGGUAGAUUUAUCCUGCGAGUUGAAGAUACAGAUCAAUCAAGGCUUGUACCAGGAAGCGUCGAAAAGAUCAACGACAUCCUAGAUCAUUAUCAUCUCAAUCCCGACGAAGGGCCUAAACAAGGUGGAAGCCAUGGACCUUAUACCCAAUCCGAGCGAUUGCCCUUAUACAAAGAAUACUCAGAACGUCUCAUUGAGCAAGGUCAUGCAUAUCGUUGUUUUUGUACACCAGAGCGACUAGAACUACUCAGAAAAGAAGCAGCUCGAACAAACCAAGUCCCCAAAUAUGAUAUGAGAUGUCGUGCGAUAAAUAAAGAAGAGUCUUUAAGACGUGCACAAUCGAAAGAAAAUUUUGUCGUACGCUUCAAAAUUGAUACACAGGAGGUUAACUUCCAGGAUCAUGUCUUUGGAAGUGUAUCUCAAACGAUUGAUGAAUCGGAUCCGAUUCUCCUGAAAUCAGACAAUUUUCCAACGUAUCACUUUGCGAAUAUUGUGGAUGAUAAAUUAAUGUCAAUUUCACACGUAAUUCGAGGUAUGGAGUGGUUGUCAAGCACCGGGAAACAUGUCCUGCUGUACAAGGCAUUUGGAUGGAAACCGCCAGAAUUUGUUCAUUUAUCGCUUCUCACACGAGAUGGCCGUCGGAAGCUUUCAAAACGUGAUGCUGAUGCCUUCGUCGACUACUAUCAUAAGGAAAAGGGAUACUUGCCUCUAGCCGUUUUAAAUCUCUUGAUUAGAAAUGGAAGUGGAAUUCAAAGCUUUGAUCCGACCCGACUUUACAGUCUUGAAGAAAUGGUUUCCUCUUUUGACCUAUCGAUUAUUGGGAAGCGGAAUUUACAAGUUGAUGUAAAUAUUUUGGAGAAUUAUGGUCGUCUCAGUUUUCAGAAAGCGUCUAUCGAUGAGCUUAUUCCUUUGAUAAGCGCUCAAGUGAAGAAAGAUCUUCCUGAUUGUGAGGACGUUUGUGAGGAUCGGGUGUAUUUGAAGAAGGUUAUAGACUUUUUGCGAGAGAAGGAAGAAAAUUUUUCUUCUUUGAGUCUUAUAACAACACCGCAGUUUCGAUUUUUCUUUACUCGCCCUCAAAAUUCGGAUGAGGCUACGGGUAUAGCUCAUGAGAUUUUGUCAGCAAUCUUCGAAUUACCUCCCCCAUGGACUCUUCAAAAUUUGCGAACGAUUGCUGACCGUUUCGACACGAAUCAUAAAGUGAUUUACAAAAUGCUCAGGAUUUCACUUAGUGGCCACUCUACAGGACCACCGGUACUGGAACUCUACGACUUCUUUGGCCGAAAUGAGUGUUUAAAACGAAUAGCGAUGAUGAUCUCGUAUUUGGAAAAGCAA